UCCGGUCGAACUUCUUACUUUUAUUGGAAUCAUCGAUUGCUUCCUCCUUGCAAGCACAAUGCCCUUUGUUUGAGAGUGAGAGAGAGUCUCGACCAUUUCAGCGAGCCAGUGAGCUUGGAUCGUGCGACCGGCGAUGGCCCUCUCGGUGGCGAGGCAGCGGCGGCCGCGCGCGGAGGAUCAAGGCGCUUCGUCGUCAUCUUCUUCUACGUCGGAUCGGUACUGGAAGGGGGAGAAGGGGGAGAAGGAGGAGGAACGGGCGGGCGUGGGGUGGUUUCUUCCGGCGCUUCUCCUAGGCUUGCUCCGCCAUAUGAGUGCAUCUUCCAAUAUUAUCCACGACUGCGACGAGGUCUUCAAUUACUGGGAACCCCUCCAUUACCUGCUCUACAAAUCUGGAUUUCAGACCUGGGAGUACAGGUUGGAGUCUUUUACUCUGUGAGACUUUUUUUUGGUCUUAUCUCAACUAUCACCGAUACAUAUCUCGUGGUUGCGCUUUCAAGAAAAUAUGGCAAGAGGGUUGCAUGGUAUACACUUGCCAUGCUAUGCCUAACCAGUGGUUAUUUCUUUGCCAGUACAACAACUGUUGUCAUUGAUAGUUUCCCGGGUCUUUUCCGCGACAAGUAUGCAGUGGAAGACUCAUUGAUUGUUAUGAUUGCCAAGGGACUAAGACCCAUUUUUCUUGGCAUUAUAUUGUGUGCAUCCCAUAGCGGUACGUUCUCUAUACUUAAUGGGUACUUUGCGCCUUUAGAAAUAUAUAAACAUUUAGACCAUCACAAUGCUAUUGGAAAUGGUAAGGUUUUUUUUUGUUUUAAUUUUGAACUAGAAUUAUCCUGUUAGUAGUAAUUUCAAUAUCAAGUUCUAAGAUGCAACAUUUCUACUUGGUUCAUUUAUUUUUAAGCGUUCUUAUGUACCUUUCCUAGUGUUUAGGAUAAAAGGGAACAAAAAAGCAAAAUAAUUCUACAUAAUUACUACUCAAGGUGAUCAAAUUAUCACUUCAUUCUCAAAUUUUGUUUUGAAAGUCCGGUUGAUUAUGCAUAUCAUUAGAUUGGUUGGAUUAUAUUUUUAAAUUUGAUGGAAUGCACGCCUUUGUGUACAGAGACUGCUUUGCAUCGAAAGUGAAUGACAUCGUUAUCCUUCUUCGUUUUUUGUGCCUUUGUACAUCAAAGAAGUUCAAUGGAUAGAUGAAGGAUUUAGGGGUCUACUCCCAUUUCCUUUUAAUUCAAGUUUGGGAGGCAUGGCAGCUGCCCCACGCUAAUCCUACUUGUGACUGGAUUUGCAGCUUAGAGAUAUCAAACACUGCACCUUCUUUGUGGAACUAGAUUUAAGAAGGCCAUAUCCAGCUCGAGGAAGCGACUUAUCGACAUGGGAGACAGUUGCAGCCAUACCCUUCCUGGAUAGAGAGCUAUCCCCUGCUAUGUUUCGAUCAUUCUUCAUCCCCUACAAAUGGACCCAACAGAACACUUUUGGAUUGUACAAGUUGCUAAA
This is a messenger RNA of Zingiber officinale, 1482 nucleotides long. RefSeq lists its product as uncharacterized. Gene Ontology annotation, molecular function: glycosyltransferase activity. Lineage: Eukaryota; Viridiplantae; Streptophyta; Magnoliopsida; Zingiberales; Zingiberaceae. The annotation marks the transcript as partial. The transcript is spliced from 5 exons. The record is from RefSeq and is a predicted model, not a curated record.